AUGCAAGUUUCAAUUAUUUCUCUUAUUUUUCUUGUCGGUUUUGUUCAUGUAUGUUUAUCUGCAACAACUCCGGAAUGGAUAGGAUUCUACAAUGUUGAUAAUAGCUGUAAUCAAGCCACAUGUUGCUGUUUAUCUGAACAAGUCAAAAUUACCAAAGCUAAUAAUACACAUUUUUUAGUUGAAGCUAAUGUUGCCGGUGUACCAUGUCAAGCACAACUCAGUGGAGCAACUACAAUAUCUGUUCCACUUCUAAUUCCUCAAGAUAAAAAUGGUUUUCAAAUAACAACAAUGUUUCUUGGUACAAACAAUCGAUUUACACUUAGUGCCGAUAGUCAAUAUAUUGCUCAUGCUAAUUUACAAUCUCCCCAAUGUAGUGGUAGUGCACGACGAGCUGUUAGUAAUUGGGUAGGAACAUUCAAUAUUGAUGAUAGUUGUAACCAAGAUGAAUGUUGUUGUUUAUCUGAACAAGCAACUAUUAGUAAAAAAAGUGAGACACAAUAUUUAGUAACAGGACGUGUAGCUGGUAAACCAUGUGCAGCACAAUUGAAUGGUUCAACUACAGUUGAAGUAACUAUUGGAGCUCCUCAAGAUAAAAAUGGUUUUCAAAUAACAACAAAUUUUCUUAGUACUAAUAAUCGAUUUACAUUAACCUAUGAUAAUCAAUAUGUUGCUAAUGUUAAUUUACAAUAUCCACAAUGUAGUGGUAUGGGACGACGAGUUGAUGAAAACAAAAAUACAGCUUCAUUGAUUUCAUCAUCAUUGAUUCUUAUUGUUAUUAAUGCUUUCUUAUUUCGUAUGAUUUGUGUGUAA
Messenger RNA from Rotaria sp. Silwood1, 810 nucleotides. Lineage: Eukaryota; Metazoa; Rotifera; Eurotatoria; Philodinida; Philodinidae. The record is from the annotation of a GenBank genome assembly.